AUGUCGGUAUGAAAUGAUUUGGGUUGGAAACAGCAUGGUCCUGCUUGCUGGACUCCAUUACUGAAUCUGAAAAUGGCGAAGCUUAUGCGUGCGGUUCGGUACAGUGCCUAUGGCGGAGGACCUUCUGGCUUGAAGCAUGAAGAAGUUGGGAUUCCCAGAGCCAACAAAGAUGAGGUUUUGAUAAAAGUGGAAGCUGCUAGUUUGAAUCCAUUUGAUUGGAAAGUUCAGAAAGGCUUUUAUCGCCCACUUUUUCCUCGCAAGUUUCCCCACAUUCCUGGAUUGGAUGUAACAGGAGAGGUUAUUGAGGUUGGCUCAGGGGUUCAAAAGUUCAAGCCUGGUGAUUCAGUUGUGUCUUGGAUUAACUCCUUUAAUGGUGGUGGGCUAGCUGAGUUUUGUGUUGCUAAAGAGAGUGUCACAGCAUUAAGGCCACAUGAAGUCUUAGCUUCAGAAUGUGUAGGCUUACCUGUUGCUGGUCUCACAGCUCACCAGGCAAUCAUCCAAGCUGGGAUCAAACUCGACGGAAGCGAUCAUUACCGGAAGAACAUUUUGAUAACUGCAGCAUCCGGUGGUGUAGGUCACUAUGCCGUUCAACUGGCAAAAAUGGGAAACACUCAUGUGACAGCCACAUGUGGAGCUCGCAAUAUUGAACUAAUCAAAAGCUUAGGAGCUGAUGAGGUUAUUGACUAUAAGACCACAGAUGGUGCUGCAUUGAAGAGUCCAUCAGGUCAGCAAUAUGAUGUUGUGAUACAUUGUGCAAUGGGGAUUCCAUGGUCCACGUUUGAGCCUAACUUGAGUACUCAUGGGAAGGUUAUAGAUAUAACGCCUACUCUCAGUGGAUUGAUGACAUUUGUUCUAAAGAAACUUAGCUUUUCCAAGAAGCAACUUGUGCCUAUGGUAAUGAUUCCAAAAGGUGAAAAUCUUCAAUACCUGGUUGAUUUGGCCAAGGAUGGGAAACUUAAGACUGUAAUAGACUCUAAAUAUCAUUUAAGUAACGUUGAGGAUGCUUGGGCUAAGAUUAUGGAUGGCCAUGCUACUGGGAAGAUCAUUGUGGAGUACUAGAUGUGUAUUAGGGCACUCUAUAGUGCAGCAAUCACAUGUGAUGUGAUUUGAAGUGCCUGCAAAUAUUAGAAAUAAAAUGAACUAAAUUGAUGUGGUUUCUUGUUGUGCUGGUCUCUAAGAUUGAGUGUUUUUCUUCUUGUUUUUUUCCCCAAGAGAAAUUGUGUAAUGAUGUGCUCUUAGUUAGAAAAUAAAGUGCCUUGUACCUUGCGAUGGUAUUGUUGUUC
Molecule: messenger RNA, 1283 nt
Organism: Prosopis cineraria
Lineage: Eukaryota; Viridiplantae; Streptophyta; Magnoliopsida; Fabales; Fabaceae
Product: quinone-oxidoreductase homolog, chloroplastic-like
Exons: 4
Coding region: 73-1059 (328 amino acids)
Molecular function (GO): oxidoreductase activity
Source: RefSeq, a predicted model, not a curated record